GGUCUGAAGAACCAGUCUCAUAUCAAGCUGAAUAUUGUGAGAUGUCCCCCAGUGACUACUGUACUCAUCAGACGGCCAGACCUGCGCUACCAGCUGGGUUUCAGUGUCCAGAAUGGCAUUAUUUGCAGCCUAAUGCGUGGGGGCAUUGCCGAACGGGGCGGGGUCAGAGUUGGUCACCGCAUCAUCGAGAUCAACAGCCAGAGUGUGGUGGCCACGCCCCAUGAAAAAAUUGUCCACAUCCUGUCCAGUGCUGUGGGAGAGAUUCAUAUGAAGACCAUGCCUGCUGCUAUGUAUCGCCUGCUGACCGCCCAGGAGCAGCCUGUUUACAUUUAACCCACAAACUGACCUCACAGAUCAACUCCCUCAGCCCAGCCCGGACCUCAUCCUGUAUAGCUGAUGAAUUGUAGUGAGUUGUUAAGAUUGUUCUGUUGCUCAAACUCAUCUAGCUGCAACACAAAAACCAAUAUUAUCCAUGUGUAUGUAGGCUUUUAUUAUUACAAUAAAAAGAUGUUCACACCAGAUACAUUUUCAGUACCUAGUCGUGCCCCAGAGUCUGCAGAGUUUCUUUAUGGUUUACUGUUGAUAUUUUGAAACACAAUAUGUAGUAACGUGUAUUGCCGCUUAGUUCAUGAAACUAAAUCAGUUUCCUCAUUGUUAAAUUAGAGGAAUGAUGUUUGUUUUGCACAGUAAAAAUCUUAUUUCCAAUCUUACACAUGAGUCACAUCCAGACACAGUGGUGGGCAAAAGUUUACAUACUUUCAUGACAUUGUGGGUCACUAGAUGCUUUUGGUAGCCAUCAACAAACCUCUGGUGUAAUUCCAGCUGAAUAUUUGAUCACUCUUCUUGCCACAAUUAGUCAAGUUCAUUUAAAUUGGUUGCUUUCCUGGCAUGGACCCAUGCUAGGCCCAAACAUGCUGAGGAAAGCUAUUCCAGAAGUAGAUGAAACAUUACUUGAUGUUGUCUGUCUUGAUGCUCAAUCAUCCAGCUAAAGAAAUCCCAAAAAGUCUGGCCGCAGAGUUUUCAGUGGGAGAAACGUUUCGUCAUCAUCAGCUGACUUCUUCAGUCUCAGCUGACUGCAGGUUUCCAACCUUAGAAACAGGACAUGUGCACAGUGACUGAAACCAGCAGCACUGAAUGAACACUGGGCUGGGAGGUCAGCUUAUGAUCAGUAGUAUGCAAAUUGCCAUGACCGCUAAUCAACAACCAUUGAUCAGUGGCCAUGAGUACCAUUCACAGAGUUGGGGAAUGUCUGCCAUCACAGCAUUGUAAGAUGGUGUGUAAAUCUACAGUCCUUUGCGCUUUAGUGAGUUCCUUUAAAUUUGUGAGUAUUGAUCGAUCAAUCUGAAUACUAUUAUUCUAAUCUAUAAUCUAUAAUCAUCAUAAGUUAUUAAACAUUAUGUAUAGAGAGUGAGAGAGCCUGCAUGUCCGUAUGCUUUUGACCCAGCAUGGAUGAGAGAAAAUCCAAAACAAAUUCAAACUUUUUCUCCUCAUUCUUAUUUUUUUAAAGUUUAUUUUAAAGGCCCAAAAUAAAUGUAACGUUCAUGCACAUGAUGGCUGUAUGUAAACCUCUGAACAUAACUGGAUCUGCUACUAGUACCCCGAGUUUCACCACAGGGCACUGCCGAUGUCUAGUUACAUUUUCUACACCAAACCCAUGUAUGAAAAAAACCCUCGUUUAUGUAGAAUUAAGUUACGUAGGCUUCACUUUGUGGGCUCAGUCGUGUUUCGACUCUCAGCUCAGAAUCACAGUAUUUUGAGCAGAUUAUUCUUGUUUAUUACCAAAAUUUAAUGGUAAAUUAACUCAUUCCUAUAUAGCACUUUUCUACUUCAUCCCAGCACUCACAGCGCUUUAUACAACUUGCCUCAUUCAUCCAUUUGUACAAGCACUUCUUUCUGGGGGUUGUGUUCGAUCUAACAAUCGCACACAUUCAUACUCGGUGGAUUCCCCGGAGAGCAGCUCGGGGCUAGUAUCUCGCCCAACGAUAUUCGGCAGACAGCCAGCGAUUGAACCAUGAACAUUUCAAUUAGUAGAUGACCUCCUGCACCACCUCCUGAGCUACAGCAACCCGAAAUGAUCCGUCAUCACAUUUUAAAAUGAGGUAAAUAUAACCUCAGAGGAACAACAAACCACGACAUGUUCCAACAUCAUUAUUCACUUAAUAUAAAUUCAGCCCAAAUGCAGAAGCAUGUGUGAAAAAUUAACUACUGUUUCCUGUAGGAAUUAAGUGGGUAAAUACACCUAUUUAUCCUGCAUGAGCAUAAUCAGUGAUUAUUGAUUAUCAGUAGAUUUGAUCACCUCUAGAAAAGGAAAGGUUUUAGCAGUUUGUGGAUCUGGAGCACUCAGUUAUCUAGUAUCUUCACUGCCAUGGAGAAAAGACAUCAGCAGUUACCUAAAAAGCAAUUAUUGCCCAUAAGGCUCUUGAGGGCAUUUCCAAACAGUUUCAAAUCCAUCAUUCUACAGUGACAAAGACUUUUCACAAGUGGAAAACAUUCAUGGCAGUUUCCUGUCGUCUCGUCUCAGUGAAUGUCUCAGCAAAUUCAUUCCAGCUCUCGCAAUACUCAGAGCUACACUCAGACUCCACAUGCCUCAGUUAGCCACGUUAAAUAUAAUACAGUAAGAAAAAACAUGGAACAAGUAUGGCAUCUUUGCAUUUGUUUCCGAGAAAAAGAGCCUAAAAAGAAUAUACCAGCAUGGCUUAGCUUUGCAAAACUGCAUCUGAACUAACUCGUUGGCUUCUUGUGCAGCAACAAGACCUGGGCACCUUGCAAUCAUUGAGUAAACUCCUCGGUAUACCAAAGUAUUCUAGAGUAAAAUGUGACAAAGCAAAUGUGAAGGUGUUGCAAUGGCCCAGUCCCACCUCAAGCUGGGUGAAAUGCUGUAGUGGACCUUAAGAGAGCUGUUCAUAACCGACAAAGCAUGGAAGCAGCUGUGUGAAGGACAACGAGACACCUGAGUGACUGAUGACAAAAGAUUACGAACGUCUUUGGUUGCUUAGGCAAAGCUCUAGACUAACUUUUUUGCCACGGUUGCAAGGCGCACCAGCACAAACGUUAGGCGCACCCAAAUUUUUCAACCGCUUCGCUUAACACCGCAGUUUUACAUGUGCACUUUUUGGGGGGAAAUUGCUGUCUAUACAGACAACAUUGAUGUGUAAAUGAUUAACAAAGUUAAUCACAAAGUUACUGAAAAAGUGCUUGUGUUUAAAGAGCGUUGGCACUCUUCGGCAAUAUUGUAGACAAUGUUAAACUUAAUCAUCACAUCGGCUCCUCUGACGACCUGUUUGCUGCUGAAAGGCCGCGGGGGGAGGGGACACUUUUAUCGCAGCAUAUAAUGUGUUUCUGGAUACACGGUGCUUUUUCAGCAUUCAGGGGCUGAUGGCUCCGUGUCAGAGCUGGCUAUGAAUUUCAGACGGAUCAGGCCUUAACUUAACAAAUAAGUUAUCAAUAGUUCUUUUCAUCUUUCCUCAUUACUGACAGCUACAUCCGCUUCUGUCGGGACUAGGCUGCUCACUGGGGCUGCGUAUCGUCACUGAUUUCUGUAAUCCAUUCGAUUCGAUUCAGUUUUGCCUCAAAUAGUCAGAAAUAUUAUAAUUCUGAUCAUUUAUCAGUACUGACACUGUGAGACUUCAUCAGAGGUGUGAGCAUCACAGCAGAGGCCUUUGUGUCAAAGUAACU
Molecule: messenger RNA, 3675 nt
Organism: Haplochromis burtoni (Burton's mouthbrooder)
Lineage: Eukaryota; Metazoa; Chordata; Actinopteri; Cichliformes; Cichlidae
Product: amyloid-beta A4 precursor protein-binding family A member 1-like
Biological process (GO): chemical synaptic transmission
Cellular component (GO): dendritic spine; cytoplasm; plasma membrane
Molecular function (GO): amyloid-beta binding; protein binding
Source: RefSeq, a predicted model, not a curated record